This is a messenger RNA of Necator americanus (New World hookworm), 1785 nucleotides long. RefSeq lists its product as uncharacterized. Bases 1 to 1785 code for a protein of 594 amino acids. The transcript is spliced from 16 exons. Gene Ontology annotation, biological process: choline metabolic process; acetylcholine catabolic process. Gene Ontology annotation, cellular component: plasma membrane. Gene Ontology annotation, molecular function: acetylcholinesterase activity. The record is from RefSeq and is a predicted model, not a curated record. NCBI's taxonomy places the organism in Eukaryota, Metazoa, Nematoda, Chromadorea, Rhabditida, Ancylostomatidae.
AUGCAGAUUCUCACGGUUCUGCACACAGCGCUGCUCGCUACAGCUGUGGCCGGCAACACUAUCAACACAACUACUCUUUUCAGCAGAAAUACCGUAAUAACAAAUCUCGGCAAGAUCCAAGGCGUCGCGCAGAUUUUUGAUGGGAAACGCGUCACUGCGUUUCUCGGAGUGCCCUAUGCUGGACCGCCGAUAAAUAAGCGACGAUUUACCGAGCCAGUGAUGAUCCGUCCAUGGGCAGGUGUGUUGGAUGCUACAAAGCCAUCUCCAGCCUGUUACCUUACCAUGGACGCAACAUUUCCGAAUUUUACUGGAGCAGAGAUGUGGAAUCCGCAAAAUGGCAUAACCGAGGACUGCCUAAAAAUGAAUAUCUGGGUACCAGAGAAACAUAACGGUAGCGUUAUGGUAUGGAUCUUCGGAGGUGGCUUCUUCAGCGGUUCACCAUCGUUGGAUCUUUACAAUGGGACAGCGUUGGCAGUCUUGAAAGAAACCAUUGUUGUGAAUAUAAACUAUCGGCUGGGCGCUUUCGGAUUUCUUUACCUGGGUGAAAUGUCGUCUGCACCAGGAAAUAUGGGUUUACUAGACCAACAAGUUGCCUUGAGAUGGGUGCACGAAAAUAUAGGUUCAUUUGGUGGUGAUCCGUCAAAAGUUACUCUGUUCGGUGAAUCAGCCGGUUCCGCGUCAGUAACGGCUCAUCUAGCGGCGCCGUAUAGUUAUCCGUACUUCAGUCGAAUUAUUGGGAAUAGCGGAUCGAUAAUGAACAGUUGGGCCACGAAAACCCCCGAGGCGAUGUUCAACCUGUCUAUGAAACUCGCUGAGCGUGUAAAUUGUACCAAGAAAGGAUUCGAUGAGGAUGCUGUGCAUUUAUGUUUAACGUCUCUUCCAGCAAGUGUUAUUCAAGAGGCAGCCGACAAUGUGACGUACGAAACAAGCCUUCCGAUGACUUUUGGAUUCGUACCCAUCAGUGCUGAUCGGAAUUUCUUCAAGGGAGAUGUUUUCGAUCGUCUGCGAGAUGGAAAAAUCAAGAAAAAUGUGGACGUUAUACUUGGUACCGUAAAAGACGAAGGAACCUAUUGGUUACCGUACUAUUUGAGUGAAUAUGGAUUCUCGUUCAAUCAUACACUCCCUGCCAAUGAUUCAAAGAACGAAGCGCUGAUAACGAGGACGCAAUACCGGAAGUCGAUCCAAACAUUCAUGCCGUAUUUUGAGGGAUCACCUCUUGUUGAGAAUGCACUUUUAUACAGAUAUCAAAACUUUUCGAACAAUGCAACUAUGGAUCAGAAGUUACGCGACGGUGUUGGACAAUUUAUCGGCGACUACUUCUUCACCUGUAGUGUCAUUGAUUUCGCUGAUGUAAUCUCACGCAUCAUUAAAGGGCCUGUGUACAUGUAUUAUCUAACUAUGAGAUCGACAGCAAAUCCAUGGCCAAAAUGGAUGGGAGUAAUGCACGGGUAUGAAAUAGAAUACGAGUUCGGACAACCCUUUUUGAGGCCAGAACUCUAUGACAAGGAUUACUUAGAGACCGAGCAACGUUUCUCAAAAUAUGUCAUGCGGUUAUGGAUGAAUUUCGCCAACACCGGUGUUCCCGGAAAAUCAUGGCCGAAGUACGAUGUAAAUGGACGGAAAACACUUGUGCUCGGUGAAAAGUCUACGAAUCGUACACGAGAUAUCAUUUUCGAUGUUGAUGGACCAAACUGUAGACUCCUCGAAGAGGCAAAAGCUCAUGCUGGUCACGGAUUCACUUUGAAGAAGUACAUCGAAAGGAAACUGAAGAAGCAAAAAACUUAA